AGGACAGACCCAUGAUUCCUGUGCCAUUAUUACGUAAACAUGAUUCAACAGCAAGCAUCUCAGCUGUAUGCAGGAUCCUCUCCGUAUUCAGCUGUAUGUCGCCAUGAAGGAAGUCAUCCUAAAUGGUGUCAAGCUGAACCGGUACCGGUGCAGACGAGGGAGCAAUUCCCUGGAGGGAUUACACUCCCACAUGUACAACGCUGUCCCUUCCAAACGCUGCGGCAUAAUGCCAUUCCAAGUGUAUCUGAUUGCCUUCGCCGUCCAAUGGAACGCCCAGAUGGAAUCCCUCCGCGUGGCUGGUGGUCAGGGUCGGCGGACGUCGUGUGUGGAUGCACGGCAGAUCCAGCGCAUGAACCAGCAGGCCGAGAUGCUCUUUGGCAAAGAGCAUCUAUUAGAGCCCAACUUUGCAGCUCCUAUGCCCUACCCGGAGGAAUACAAGGACCCGGAGGAGGAGGAGCUCCUUGGUGUCGAAUAUGCGCUUUGCCAAUCAACCAGCUUCACUUCUGCAGGCUACUAUGCAGAGAAAGUUGAGGAAGAGCAGUCCCGUGAGGAAGGUGAAGGUGAAGGUGGGGACGGUGAAGAGGAGAUGACUGAGGAAAGUGAAGAGGAGAAGCAUGCAGCUGAUGAGGGUGUCGACAUGUCUGCCGAUCCUAUCGACGACAUUAGCACAACUGUCACCCUGACACAUGUAGAGCGGGUGGAGGAGGAGGAGAGCCCUGCUCUGCAGGAUGUUAUGAUGAAGUACAGCCAUCUGCAUCUCCCCGGCAUAGAGCAAGUGGAAGCGCUGGCCCUGCUCCUGCUAGAACUGGCAGACGACACUGACCACCACCUCGUGCCUGCUGUCCUCAGGAAGAAGAUUGUCACCGCUGCCAAUUCUCUUCAGGACCACGACAAGUCUGCUGUCAACUUUGUGAGGAAGUACGAAUCCAGGUGGAGUUACACAUUGUUCGGCAGGUGUCUUGGUCCUGACACACCGGAGACAAGAGGAGCCCAGAAGACAAAGUUUGGCUGGAUGAGGUACCCCCAAGCUGCUCGGGUAACUGAGGAUAGCCGACUGUUAUACCUCGUCAUCAAAAUGCUCAAGAAUAGGCCUGCAAGUCACCUCUCUUCACCCACAAAAGUCGCUAAUGUCAUCAAGUCCCAGUACAAAAGAAUCACAGACAGAGUGAGAGAUGACCCAGAACUCGGCCAACUCUCCAUCCCUCUGCCAAACAUCAAUGCAAAGUCCAUUACAAGCUUUAUGCAGAGGGAGGAGAAGAAGGCCAACUACACAGCGACUCGCGUUCCCAAUGUGAAGACGAAGGAGAGGGUGUUGGCAGAUGCCCCGAUGCCGGAUGCGGCGACCCUCCCUACAUCACUACCCACACCAAAAACGGGACAGGUGCAGUAUGAGCAGCGCCACCAUGAAACUGGGAGCAGACGGGCCGAGAAGAGGAGAUUGGAUACGAAGGAGACGGAGAGGGUCAACUGCCCCAUCCAGCCUAAACCUGCUGUGACAACCUUCCUACCACCAAGAGUGUCAGCCGCACCUGUACUACUUGUCCUGCCAGCACAGCCACAGGCCCCAACCAUGGUGCUUCAAGGGGCUUCCUGUGUACCCCAAGCACCACCUCCUCCACUGCAAGCAAAACCUGUGAAACCUCACAAGUCCUUCAAGCCCUGUGCAGCAUGCAACUUGCCACGAUGUGGUGGGCAGAGGAAGCGGUACACUCCGUCAAAAAACAAAACAGCUGGAAGCAGUCAGAAGAUGUUCACAUACUGUCCAGUAACUAGAAAAUCAGUUACCGCUGGGUUCGAGGGUGUGGUCUACACAGAUUAUGAACACUUCAAAACUGUGGUAGACGGAGUGUUGGAAAAGAGGAGAGCCAGCAGUGAGCACGGCACUACACAGUGAAAGUUGUGUUCUUUUGCAUUUCAGUGAAAGUUGUAACUAGCUAGAUAGUAGUCAGUUAUGUUGAGUUUGAUAACUUCAUCUUGAAAGGGAGGAAAGGACUUGAAAGGAUCUUGAAAGGACUGAAAAACAUUCCAAUCAGUGUCACUGUGAACACAUUUUGCCAGACAUCCUCAGGGCAAAAGUACUAUUUUAUUUUUUGUAUUGUUAUGACUGUAGAUUGUAGGAUGAAAUGUGAAGUUCAUGAUUAUAACCUCAAACAGAUAUUAACAUGUUACUUAUCAUUUGUUUCUAAAUGUCUUAGGGCUCAUGAAGAAGCUGUAUUUUUAUGAAGUAAAAAGGUCAGAAUGUUUGCUUUGAAAUGGACUAUCAAGGACUCUUAUGGAGUAUUGAAAAAUGGUUGAUGACCUUUCAAGUAAAGGACUUUAUUUUUUUUUCAAACCAAGACAACUAUACAAGAGGAGUCUUUUUGUACACGGCAGUGAAACAGAUUACAUAUCUUGUGUAUUUUCAUAUCUAUUUUUAUAGUACUUCAUGAACUUUUGAAAUUGUGUUGAAGAGUACUUUGAAGAGUACAU
Molecule: messenger RNA, 2469 nt
Organism: Branchiostoma belcheri (Belcher's lancelet)
Lineage: Eukaryota; Metazoa; Chordata; Leptocardii; Amphioxiformes; Branchiostomatidae
Exons: 5
Coding region: 68-1894 (608 amino acids)
Source: RefSeq, a predicted model, not a curated record